AUGCAACUACUUGGUCCUGGAGAGUUUAAAUACGCGAAAACCCCGUGGGUAAUAACAACUGUGGAAAAGGACUUGAGCAACAGACCGGAUUUUGCUGCUUCGUCGCACGACUCUAGUAUGGGACUCAGUGGCUCUAAUAGGGUGACGGUGUCGUGGUAUACUAUAUCUAUUGAUCCUACACUGCCGGACGCUUUUGAGCUUGUAACAUCGGCUGGUUCUGAUGAGGGUACUAUUAAGCUGAAACUUGGCGUUACGCCUGUGGUAAUGCCUGAAACGGAGUAUGAGAUUACUUGUGCACUUGCUACUGGAGGGAAAUUGCUCGAGUCUUUUACGACUGUGGUGAUUGAGGUGAAGGAAAAAUCAACUAUGUGA
This is a messenger RNA of Glarea lozoyensis ATCC 20868, 372 nucleotides long. RefSeq lists its product as uncharacterized. The coding region runs from base 1 to 372 and encodes 123 amino acids. The record is from RefSeq and is a predicted model, not a curated record. NCBI's taxonomy places the organism in Eukaryota, Fungi, Ascomycota, Leotiomycetes, Helotiales, Helotiaceae. The transcript is spliced from 3 exons.